AUCUUUUCAUGAAAUUCUUUUUCAAAGAGGAUGGACUUUUACUGAAAGUGGUCCCCUUGAAAAAGAUCGUCAAUUACUCGUAGAAUUUGAUAUUGUGAUCGAUGAAUUUUUGUCUUUGAGGAAGGAGUUUCGCGAUAUUAUCGCUGAUAUAGCUAAAGAAAUGGGAAAUGGCAUGGCCGAUUACGCAAAAAAUGCUGCGCACAACAAAUAUGGGGUCCAGAACAAUGAAGAAUUUGAUAAGUAUUGUUAUUAUGUUGCCGGUUUGGUUGGUGUUGGCCUUACCCGUUUAUUUGCUGAAAGUGGUCUGGAAAGUCCGGAACUCGUAAAAGAUACUGAAUUGUCAAUUCACAUGGGUUUGUUUUUACAAAAAACAAACAUAAUUCGUGAUUAUUUGGAAGAUCUUCUUGAUGGACGUAAAUUUUGGCCAAAAGAAAUUUGGUCAAAUUAUGUUGAAGAUUUUUCAGAUCUUAAAGAGUCUGGUAAUGAAACUGAGGCUCUUAAUUGUCUUUCAGCCAUCAUUCUUAAUGCUCUUCAUCAUGCUCCAGAAUGUUUAGAUUAUUUGAAUAAGCUUCACAAUAGAUCUGUUUUUAGUUUUUGUGCCAUUCCACAGGUGAUGGCAAUUGCAACUUUGGCUUUAAUGUUUAGAAAUUAUGACACAUUCCAAAAAGUUGUCAAAAUUAGAAGGGGAGAAUCUAUUAAGUUAAUACUAAAGUGCACAAAUAUUCAUGAAGUUGCAAAUAUCUUCCGUGAGUAUUCUAGAGUAAUCAUCCGUAAAAAUGAUCCUAAAGACCCUAAUUUUAUGAAGAUUAGUGUGGCUUGUGGGAAGAUUGAAAAAUGGUGUGCUGUCAAUAUUCCAGUUACAGAUAUCUACCCAUAUUCUACAACUAUUAAAGGAGACUUAUUUAAUCAGGAAACUGAUAUAUUAUUAUUUAUUGGGUUUGGUUUAUUGGCACUCACGGCUUAUCUAUUGUAUUAUUAUAAUUGGGAACAUUUUAGCUUCGAUGAAUUAAAAAUAUCGAAUAUUUUUGAUGCUUGA
Molecule: messenger RNA, 1036 nt
Organism: Dentiscutata heterogama
Lineage: Eukaryota; Fungi; Glomeromycota; Glomeromycetes; Diversisporales; Gigasporaceae
Source: the annotation of a GenBank genome assembly